Messenger RNA from Eubalaena glacialis (North Atlantic right whale), 923 nucleotides. It is a transcript of the gene VTCN1, whose product is annotated as V-set domain containing T cell activation inhibitor 1. Lineage: Eukaryota; Metazoa; Chordata; Mammalia; Artiodactyla; Balaenidae. The record is from RefSeq and is a predicted model, not a curated record. The transcript has 4 exons.
AUGGAUGGGAGACACUCCAUCACAGUCACUACUCUCACCUCAGCUGGGAACAUUGGGGAGGAUGGAAUCCUGAGCUGCACUUUUGAACCUGACAUCAAACUUUCUGAUAUCGUGAUACAGUGGCUGAAGGAAGGUGUUAUGGGCUUGGUCCAUGAGUUCAAAGAAGGCAAAGAUGACCUGUCGGACCAGGAUGAAAUGUUCAGAGGUCGGACAGCAGUGUUUGCUGAUCAAGUAAUAGUUGGCAAUGCCUCUCUGAGGCUGAAAAAUAUGCAACUCACAGAUGCUGGCACCUAUAAAUGUUACAUCAUCACUUCUAAAGGCAAGGGGAAUGCUAACCUCGAGUAUAAAACUGGAGCCUUCAGCAUCCCAGAAGUGAAUGUGGACUGUAACGCCACCUCAGAGAGCUUACGAUGUGAGGCUCCCUGAUGGUUUCCCCAGCCAACAGUGGUCUGGGCAUCCCAAGUUGACCAGGGAGCCAACUACUCAGAAGUCUCCGACUCCAGCUUUGAGCUGAACUCUGAGAAUGUGACCAUGAAGGUUGUAUCUGUACUCUACAAUGUCACGAUCAACAACACAUACUCCUGUAUGAUUGAAAACAACAUUGCCAAAGCCACAGGGGAUAUCAAAGUGACAGACUCUGAGAUUAAAAGGCGAAGUCACCUCCAGCUGCUGAACUCAAAGGCUUCCCUGUGUGUCUCUUCUGUUGCCAUCAGCUGGGUACUCCUGCCUCUCUGCCCUUACCUGAUGCUAAAAUAAUGCACCUUGGCUACACAGAAACAUGCAGAGUCACUGGUACGAAAAGUGAGAUGAAUCACGAAUGGUGUGGGGGAGCCACUGUGUGUGUUUGUGUCCCUAACAGGAAUCAAGCAGCUCCCAGCACCAGCCUCAGAGAGAAACAUUUAAUAACGUCAGGGCAGUAGGCA